AUGUCAUAUCAGUAUUAUUAUCUCAUCAUUACGGAGUAUUCGCGCGAGCGAGUGACAGGCAGUGCCAGUGACACUGACAGGUCCGAUCGCGGUCGGAGAAGCGAGGCUACGAAGCUGCAGCGUGCGUAUGUGUUGGAGGGGGCAGGACGAAAACGUAUUUUCGAUGUUUAGAACGGCAGUGAGUCAUCGUGAAAGCGUGAGAUCACCGUAGUGCAGAUCCUCCGACGACGACGUGCAUCAUGGAAGUGUUAGAUCCUAGCGUCUCGAGGGACGAUCAGCCCCUCUGUAUCAACGAUUCUCUCGAGCGAGUUAACAUACCACAGAUUCCACCAGACACUAGGUCAUGCGUAAAAGCACGUCACACACUGGGUUUCCUGGGUUUCCUCGGUUUCGCCCUUGUAUAUGCUAUGAGGGUGAACUUAUCAGUAGCCAUCGUCUCCAUGGUUAACCAGACCGCAAUUCCGCAUACCGAAGACAAUGAUACCAGCGACGUGUGCCACAAGACCUCGCCGAUGAAUGGAACUUUUAUUCCGAGCGCAGGAGAGUUCGUCUGGAGCGAGAAGACCCAAGGUAUUAUAUUAGGUGCUUUCUUUCUUGGCUAUGUAACCACAAAUGUCCCGGGUGGCAGAAUGGCGGAGAAAAUGGGCGGCAAGUUGAUUUACGGGCUGGGAGUGUUCCUGACUGCUGUUCUCACCGUGAUAAGCCCUUUCGCUGCGUACUGGGGUCUGAUACCGUUCCUAGUUGUACGAGUCGCAGAGGGAUUUACCGAGGGUGUAACAUUUCCUGCGAUGCACAGUAUGCUGGCGCAUUGGGUGCCUCCGUUAGAGAGAAGCAAAUUUGCUGCUCUGGUAUAUGCGGGCGCGAAUUUCGGAACCGUCGUCUCGCUACCAGUGAGCGGCUGGCUAUGUUCCUUGGAGUUGUGGGGUGGUUGGCCUCUCGCGUUUUACUUGUUCGGAGGUCUCGGCCUUAUCUGGUACGUGUUCUGGCUGAUAUUCAUAUACGACACUCCCGCGCAACAUGCGAGAAUUGACCCUUCCGAGAAGGCAUAUAUCGAAGCCAGCGUUGAGAAGAAAGACGAGGACGAUGACGCGGGAGUACCCUGGCUGCAAGUCUUCACCUCUCUGCCGAUAUGGGCCAUCGCUAUUACGCAGUGUGGGCAAUCUUGGGCCUUCUACACCCUCUUGACCGAGCUGCCGACGUACAUGGACAAGAUUCUGCAUCUAAACGUGCAGCAAAACGCGUUCCUCUCAGCAUUACCUUAUCUGAGCGCCUGGCUGGUCGGGCUGGGAAUUUCGAGCUUCGCGGACGCGCUGCUCGCUCGCCGCCUGGUCUCGCCCCUGACCUCGUUCAAGCUCUGGAACACUGUCGCCUCGCUGGGGCCCAGUCUCAGUUUCGUCGGUGCUAUCUGGGCCGGAUGCGAUCGCUUGACGGUGAUGCUGAUGCUCGCCGGGCCGGGCUCCCUUCAGGGCGCGGUGUACGCUGGCAAUCAGAUGAAUCACAUUGCGCUGGCACCGCGCUACGCGGGCACCCUCUACGGAUUGACGAACGCCGCGGCGAACGCGUGCGGCUUCCUGGCGCCGUAUGUUAUCGGCAGUAUAGUGGAGGGUCACGAAACUCUGGCGCGCUGGCAUACGGUCUUCUGGAUGGCGGCGGGAAUAAAUAUGGCUACUAAUUGCUUCUACUUGUUGUUCGCGUCUGCCACCGAACAGCCAUGGAGUAAAGGCAGAAGUUGAUGACAAUGCCGUUUUAGAGGUGCAAUAUUAAACGUGGAAAAUAAUAUACUCUUCAAUCAUGUUGCACAUAGUACAUUUUAAUUCCAGGUGGUCGGCUAAUUGAUAUUCAUUACCGAUCAUCGUUGUCUUGAAAUUAAUUUAAUGUCCUGAUUUUUGUUUCGCGAGUUUGUUUCAGCCUAGUCGUAUUUAUCGCUACACGAUAUAUACAAUGACGAAUGAAUCAUAUUUCAGUAUUAUCAAUACAUGAUAGGCCGCGUGAUCGGUUGUAUUGGCCGACUGGGAUUGAUCAACGUACGUUUUCCUCCCCAUUUUGCUUCAGUAUUUUUCCGAUCGAUCUACACCUCGACGGAAUAUAUGAAAACAUCUACAAUCCCAUGAAGAAACUGAGUAAAUAUAAAUUAUGUUAUUAAUAUGGUAUACAGCGUGUCUUGUAACCAUGCGACUACUGAUCUUCUGAUGAAACAAUUAAUUUUGACAUAUAAGAUUAAAAUGUGUUUUGGAACGUAAAACUUUCGAGAAAAUCGAUAUUAAAGUUAGAAAAUUGAGCGAUUUGUAUGAGACACUCUGUAUAGGAAAGUGGCAUUUAAUUUUAUAAGUUCAUUUCACACACGCGCAACAGCGCAUACGAUAAAACCAAACUUUAACAUUUGAGAAUUCUAUUAUAUACAAUUUUUAUCAUUAUUUAAUAUAUGUAUUUAAUAUAUAUAUAUUAUAUAUAAAUAUUACGUACCUUUUGAAGAUAGAUGGGUGAUAGAUGGGUGAUAGAUUACAGAAAAGCAAUUAAAAUUAUUAGCAGGAUACAUGUAAAAUAUAUAUUAAGUAUAUUUUUUUAUUUAUAAUAAUUUUAAAAAAAAGACAUAUUACUAUAUCGUUAAAUAUUUCGUUAUUAAUUUAUGGCUUUAAAACAAUGAUAUUAUUUACUCGUAAUGCCAAAGGAUAAGUAAGAUCAUUUCUAUGUGAUGGUGUAAAUGAAACACUCUUCAGUGUUAAUGUACGAUUGAUAUAUACAUAUUUCCGAUUGUAAAAAUUAACAUGUGGGAGUAAGUCGUUCUUAAAAUUGAAAACAGAAGCUAAUUUAUUCAUAGAAAUUUCACUCCAAAUAAAUCAUAAUAACAUGGCGUAGAAAUCAUUAACGAUUAUACCUAGCAUUGCAGGAUAAUUUGCAGGAUAACCAUAUGGAAUAUCGCAUGCGCGUAUUAUACGUGUCACGUGUACAUCGUUACUCUACCUGAUGUUUCGAGAACUGCGAAUAUUUAUAUAAUAUAUUAAUUAUAUAUAUUAAUUUGCAAAGUAUAUUAUACAGAGUAAUGUAACCACGUUUUGAAAAUUAUGAGAAAAUAUCACGACGGUAGAUCCUACGUAGCAUGUAGUUGCACAGAAAUUUUAACCGGAUGUAAUGAUUAUGUUUAAUAAGCAAUGACCAAUAAGCGUACAAUAAUCAGUUAUUUAUAUAC
Messenger RNA from Ooceraea biroi (clonal raider ant), 3187 nucleotides. RefSeq names its product major facilitator superfamily transporter 10 (gene MFS10). Gene Ontology annotation, cellular component: membrane. Lineage: Eukaryota; Metazoa; Arthropoda; Insecta; Hymenoptera; Formicidae. The record is from RefSeq and is a predicted model, not a curated record. Gene Ontology annotation, biological process: monoatomic anion transport; transmembrane transport. Gene Ontology annotation, molecular function: transmembrane transporter activity.